AUGCUGCGGCUUGUCGUGUGGUCGGCCAAGAUUAGCCCACCCCUGAGCCCCCCACCCAGACCCAGCGUGUCCGCGUACUUCAGAGAUGUCAAGAGGACAACUCAUGAGGUGGAAGGCAAUCAGCCCAUAUGGAACGAGACCCUCAUCUGGCACCUCUGGAACCGCCCCCUGCAGAAGGACUCUUUCCUGCAAAUCACCCUUCGGGACGUGGGCUCAAUAAAGAAGGAAAGAUUCAUUGGCCUGGCCACAAUACUACUCAAGCCCUUGGUGAAUAAGCCAAGUAAGAUCCUUUUCGUGAAGGACCUGACCCUGCUCAACCAUUCCAUGAUGCCCACAGAUUGCACUCUCACCCUACAGGUGGACGUUAUGACCUACAAGGAUAUCGAGAAGACAGGCGAUGAAGACCACCUGGCCAUCAUGGCACAAGAGGUGGCCAGGCAGAAACGGAAGUUUCCCAGCUCCGCCGUACACAAGGCUCUGUCCCCAAAGCCUCAGCACUUCCGGGUCCGAAUGAAUGUGUCUGAAGCCCGGCAGCUCAUGGGCAAUGACAUCAAGCCGGUGGUGAAGGUGGUCAUCGGAGGCUACCGGCACCACACGCGGAUCAAGAUGGGAAAUAACGCUUUCUUCAGUGAGAUCUUCUUUCAGAAUUUUUAUGAGGUUCCUGCAAAAUUCUUCGACGAGACCAUCUUAAUCCAGGUGAUGAAUUCCUCAGUGAUGAGAUUCAAUGCAGAGAUCGGGCGAUUCCAAACAGAUAUUGGGUUCAUCUACAACUCUCCAGGUCACACACUCCUGAGGAAAUGGCUUGGCCUCUGCCAGCCAAAUGAGCCCAGCAGUGGUGUGAGAGGCUACCUGAAAGUCACCAUUGCUGCCCUCGGUGUGGGAGACCAGGCACCGGUAGAUCAAAAGCUGACCUACAGGGCUGAUGACACUGACAUUCAGAUCUUCAAGUCAUCGGUGGUGCCCAUCAACAUGGCCUACUUACAGUUCUUCAUCUACUGUGCCGAGGAUCUCCACCUCAAGAAACAUCACUCAGUGAGUCCUAUGUUGGAGGUGGAACUAAUUGGGGAAAAGCUCAAGACACAGGUGCAGAUGCAAACGGAGAACCCGAUAUGGAACCAGAUCCUGACCUUCCGGAUUCAGCUGCCCUGCCUCUCUAGCUACAUCAAGUUCAGAGUCUUGGACUGCCCCAGGAACAAGUGCCAUGAUGAGAUUGGGACGGUCAGCCUGUCCCUCAACCAGAUCUCGUCCACUGGAGCAGAAAUAGAAGGCAUGUACUCUGGCUUCCUCCCCUGCUUUGGCCCCAGCUUCCUGACUCUCCGUGGGGGUAAAAAGGCCCCUUUCAGGAUCAAGGAGGAAGAUGCUACUAUUCCCAGCAUUGUUAAGGAUGGUUUAGCUUAUCGAGGCCGAGUCUUCCUGGAGUUAAUCACCCACAUCAAGUCCCGUCAAGAUGCUAAGAUGAAGGAUCUCUCCCGAGAUGUGAUCAGCGUAGAGAAGCACCAGAACCACCAGAAGUAUGGGCUGUGCGUCAUCUUCCUUUCCUGUACCAUGAUGCCCAACUUUAAGGACCUGAUCCAAUUCGAGGUCAGCAUUGGUCACUAUGGAAACAAGAUGGACCUGAGUUAUAAGCCUCUCGUCUCCACCACACAGUACAGCCAAGUGAUAUAUGAUGGGAACAUCUACCAUUAUGUGCCCUGGUACAACACCAAGCCCGUUGUGGCCGUGACCUCCUACUGGGAGGACGUCAGCUUCCGCAUGAACUGCCUCAACCUCCUCCAGUUCACUCGGGACCGCCUGAAAGCCAAUCUGGACACCCUGAAAUCCAUGAGGAAUCCAAGGGACCCGGCUCUGCUUCCCCAGUGGGAGAAACUGCUGAGGGAGCUGAUGGAGGACUGCAAGUACCCACUGCCCUGCAUGACUGAUCAGCCCAAAGCAACCGACCUGGACAAGAAGAGGUGGCAGCUCCGCAGCCUCCUUCUGCAGGAGCUGGCCCGGAAGGCCAAAGCCCAGCCCAGGGACAUGGUGGCCACUGUAGAGGGCUGGCUGUACCGCCUUAAUGCCAUGCUCCCUGAGCCCCAGAUGAACCUCCCGGACGUGAUGAUCUGGCUGAUGUCCCGGGAGCAGCGAGUGGCCUAUGCACAGGUGCCCGCCCACACCAUCCUGUUCUCCCGGACUGGAACCCGGCACUCCAGCAGGUUCUGUGGGAAGACACAGACCCUCUUCCUGCAGUACCCAGAGGGUGAAGGAAAGGACACGCUCCCGGCCCAGCUCCGGGUCUGCAUGUGGCUCGGCAACGUGACCGACAGCAAGGAUCUGCAGCUGCUCCGCCAGGGCGAAGUGGUCGUGUCCGCGGAGACGUACGAGAACCAGGCCAAGCAUAAGGACCAGUGGGGACAGGAGUGGCUGCAGCACUGCCCCAGCUUCUCGGACGUCAUGGGGCACAAGGCCCUCCCCAAGGAGAAUUUCAAGGAGCCCCAUGGAUGGCACUGGCAGGGGCCAUGGACAGGGGAACCUCAGCGGAGGCUCCUCCUGGACACAGACAUCAACAAGAGCCAGGUGCUGGAGGAGGUGUACGAGAACUAGCACCGGGACGCCACGGGGGCGUGGGUGCCUGCCGCCAUCCCCAACACAGAUGCGGGCAAUGAGAGCUUGUGGGGACGGAGCAUGUGGUCACCGGUGGUCUGGCUGGAUGUCCAAAACCGGAUCCUGCCCCCUAUGAGGUGGCACCCCCUUGUAAAAGGGUUGGAGGAGGAAGAGGGCGAGAUCUUGGCGUCCUGUGAGCUGAUCCUCGAGACUGAGGUGCCGGGAGAGAGGCAGCUGCCAAUCUUAAGUGUUCCCUGGAAGAAUGGGAUCUACAUCCUGCCCAAGAGCAUCCAGCCCAAGCUAAGGAAAUGGCUACUGAGGUUGCUGGUCUGGAGCCUUCAGAACAUGAAGCGGGUGCGUUCGCCCCAGCUCCUGGUGGAAUGCUGGGAAGAGUUCGUGCAGACAGAGCCCAUCAGGGACUUCCAGACCAAUCCCAACUUCACCCAGUCAGCCCUCUUCCUCACGCUGUACGUGCCUACGGAUGAGGCCUUCGCGCUGCCCCUGGUGCUAAAGGUGGUGGACAACCAGGACUUCGGCCAGGAGACCGUGGUGGGUCAGGCCAACGCUGACUCCCUACAGCCCUACUUCUGUGACCCCUGGGCUGAGGACUACAUGCCCCCACGGCCUCCAAUGCUGUCCGUGAAGAAGUACCAGGAGCUCCUAGGUUACCUUUAUGAAAAGUUCUGGCUCAAGUCCAGCAAAGCUGAGGAUGAAUACGAUCAGGAAGUGGACUGGUGGAGCAAGCUGUUCUGGGCCACAGGAGAUGCUCCCCAGUACCUAAAGUACAAGUACAAAGAGUAUCACACCCUGAAGGUAUAUGACUGCGAGCUGGAGGCCGUGCCAGCCUUCCAAGGCCUGCAGGACUUCUGCCAGACCUUCAAACUCUACCAAGAAUGGCCCAAGCUGGACAGCCCUGUGGUAGGGGAGUUCAAGGGCCAAUUCUGGGUCUACCUUUUUCCUGAGAAUCCAGAAGCCCCCAAGCCCCCUCGCCAGUUCCUGCCUUGGCCUAAGAAAGAGGACUUUCCUCAGCAGUGCUUGGUGCGGGUGUACGUGGUGCGAGCAGUCAACCGGCAGCCCCAAGACACCAAUGGCCUGUGUGACCCUUACAUGAUCCUGAAACUGGGAGAGACAAAGCUUGGCGAGCGGGACAAGUACCAGCCCAACACUCUGAACCCCAUCUUUGGCGUGAUGUUUGAAAUGAGCUGCACCAUCCCCCUGGAGAAGGACCUAGAGAUCCAGCUGUAUGACUUUGACCUAUUUUCACCCGAUGAUAAGAUUGGAACUACAGUCAUCGACCUUGAAAACCGACUCCUGUCCAGCUUUGGAGCUCGUUGUGGGCUCUCCAAAUCCUACUGCCAGUCAGGGCCCUUCAGGUGGCGGGAUCACAUGCCCCCAACUGCUCUUGAACACCACGCCAAGCAGAAAGGACUGCCUCCGCCUCUGUUCAGCCCUGAGGAUGACUCUGUGUUUUACAAUGGGAAAAAAUUCAGACUGCAAAGCUUUGAGCUCAAGCCCCCUACUGCUCAUUUGGGAUCUAAGAAAGAACGCCUUGCGCUGUACCUCCUGCACACCCAGGGACUGGUACCUGAGCACGUGGAGACCCGCACACUGUACAGCAACGGCCAGCCGGGCAUCGACCAGGGAAAGGUGCAAAUGUGGGUGGACAUCUUCCCCAAGCAGCUUGGGCCUCCUGGCCCCCCAUUCAACAUUAGGCCCAGAAAGCCUAGGUAUGAGCUGCGCUGCAUUAUCUGGAAAACUGCCCACGUGGACCUGAAGGAAAACAGUUUAAGUACCGAGAAGAUGAGCGACAUCUAUGUCAAAGGGUGGUUAUUCGGGCUGGAGAAGGACAUGCAGAAGACAGAUGUCCACUACCACUCCCUGACGGGGGAGGGCAUCUUCAACUGGCGGUUCAUCUUCACCUUGGACUACCUGGCAGCAGAGCAAGCGUGCGUCUUGAGUCAGAAGGACUACAUAUGGAGCCUGGACCCCACGGUGAUGAAGUUCCCAGCCCGGCUCAUCAUCCAGAUCUGGGACAAUAACAUCAUCUCCGCGGAUGACUUCCUAGGGGUCCUGGAGCUGGAUUUGUCUGACAUGCCCCUCCCGGCCCGGCACGCCAAGCUAUGCUCCAUCAGGAUGAUGGAUGCUGACCCCAAGAGGCCUCACUUCCUCCAGUACAAGCACUGCUCCCUCUUUAAGAUGAAGACUGUAAGCGGCUGGUGGCCUUGCCAGGCCCUCGAUGGUGGCAAAUGGUGCUUGUCGGGUAAAAUGAAGAUGACCCUGGAGAUUCUGACAGAGAAGGAAGCCUUAAUCAAGGCAGCAGGAAGAGGCCAGUCGGAACCCAACCAAUACCCUACACUCCAUCCUCCCCUACGCACCCAUACCUUGCUCACGUGGCUCCGGUCACCCAUUGCAAGGUUCAUCCAUGUUUUCUGGAAACGCUACCGCUUCAAGAUCAUAGCCAUCUCAAUCAUACUGCUUAUGGGGCUUCUACUGUUCAACUUUAUCUAUUCAGCUCCAAACUAUUUGGCCAUGAGCUGGGUCAAGCCUGAACUUCGGCUGAAUGCUCCCGUUCAAAUAUACGCCAAUAUCAUCAAUUCACUAAAUACCAGCAACGCCAACUCUUCCAACCUCCCCAUUCCCUGUCAGAACCUGAAAUCUGCAACAGGCCAUAAGCUGAAACUCCUCCAGGGACACAUAAAGCACCUGCGAGCUAUUUUCCCAGAACUUCCAGCCCCACCAGACUAA
Messenger RNA from Mesoplodon densirostris (Blainville's beaked whale), 5325 nucleotides. RefSeq names its product fer-1 like family member 5 (gene FER1L5). Lineage: Eukaryota; Metazoa; Chordata; Mammalia; Artiodactyla; Ziphiidae. Gene Ontology annotation, molecular function: calcium ion binding; calcium-dependent phospholipid binding. Gene Ontology annotation, cellular component: membrane; cytoplasmic vesicle; T-tubule. The record is from RefSeq and is a predicted model, not a curated record. Gene Ontology annotation, biological process: plasma membrane repair; monocyte activation involved in immune response; macrophage activation involved in immune response.